AUGGCGCCACCUCGAGCCUUCGACUUUUCUGGAGAUGUGGCAAUCGUCACAGGUGCAGGCUCCCGCAUGGAUGGCGAGAUUGGUAAUGGUCGCGCGGCUGCCAUCCUCCUCGCACGCCACGGCGCCAAGGUCGCUCUUGUGGACUUCAAUGUGGACUGGGCGAAAGAGACCAAGCGCAUGAUUGAUGAGGAGGGCGGCAUUUCAGAGGUGAUCCAGGCUGAUGUCACAAGCGAAGAGUCUUGCAAGAAUGCCAUCGACAAGACUGUUGAGCUAUGGGGUGCUCUGCACAUCCUUGUCAAUAUCGUUGGCGUUGGCGGUGAAAUGGGUGAUGCCACAACAAUCAACCUCGAUGCUUGGGACAGAGACUUCCGCAUCAACGUCACAAGUAUGGUCAUGAUGAGCCGAUAUGCGAUUCCUGAAAUGAGGAAGCAGGGCCGCGGAUCUAUCAUCAACAUGUCGUCAGUUAGUGGAUUACUCGGCGGCAACCCCAGUCUAUUGUACCCUACCACCAAGGGUGCCAUCAUUCAGAUGACACGGGCCAUGGCAGCUCAUCACGGCCGUGAGAAUAUCCGUGUCAACUGUGUCGCACCGGGAAUGGUGUAUACUCCAAUGACAAGAGGACGCGGAAUGACAGACGAGAUGAGACAAGCAAGAAUUAACCAGAACUUGAUGAAGAAGGAGGGAACUGGCUGGGAUGUUGGCUAUGCUAUCUUGUUCUUGGCUAGCAAGGAAGCUGGCUGGGUCACAGGUCUGAUUAUGCCUGUCGAUGGAGGCACUACUGCCGGAAAGGCCGAUAGACCAGCUCUCAAGGCUGAUACACUAGCUGAGGCCAAUACUGGUAUACAGAAUUAG
Messenger RNA from Fusarium tjaetaba, 852 nucleotides. RefSeq names its product short-chain alcohol dehydrogenase. The record is from RefSeq and is a predicted model, not a curated record. Bases 1 to 852 code for a protein of 283 amino acids. NCBI's taxonomy places the organism in Eukaryota, Fungi, Ascomycota, Sordariomycetes, Hypocreales, Nectriaceae. The transcript has 6 exons. Gene Ontology annotation, molecular function: oxidoreductase activity, acting on the CH-OH group of donors, NAD or NADP as acceptor.